This is a messenger RNA of Poeciliopsis prolifica (blackstripe livebearer), 1375 nucleotides long. RefSeq names its product radical S-adenosyl methionine domain containing 2 (gene rsad2). Gene Ontology annotation, biological process: positive regulation of immune response; defense response to virus. The coding region runs from base 189 to 1193 and encodes 334 amino acids. Lineage: Eukaryota; Metazoa; Chordata; Actinopteri; Cyprinodontiformes; Poeciliidae. Gene Ontology annotation, cellular component: endoplasmic reticulum membrane; lipid droplet; mitochondrion. The record is from RefSeq and is a predicted model, not a curated record. Gene Ontology annotation, molecular function: catalytic activity; 4 iron, 4 sulfur cluster binding. The transcript is spliced from 6 exons.
CUAAACGUGCAGCGUCACAUUUUUCCCUCAUCAGAUCAUCAUCUGGUUUCGCUUUCGAUGUUUGUAAACAGAAACUUUGCGGCCGCUCAGCUGACCGCCUCCAGAGCCGCGCCGCUAUUUAACCAGCAGCCCCGCAGGAUCCCGCAUUCUGCAGCCCCAGCAGCCGGACGUCAACCUCUGACUGCAACAUGUCUGGAGUUUCUGCCGGCGCCCUGCUGCAGCUCUGCAUCAGCACCAUCCUCGGCUUUUUUUCGGGCGUCUUUUCCAAAGUUUUCUCCUGGUCCAAAGGAGCCUGCGGGGCCACAAACUCCCUGGUUCCGAGCAGCCAGUGGGAGCAACGCAAAGACCUGGAUGUGACGACCCCAACCAGCGUCAACUACCACUUCACCCGCAAAUGCAACUAUAAAUGCGGGUUUUGUUUCCACACCGCAAAAACUUCCUUCGUCCUUCCUUUGGAGGAGGCAAAAAGGGGCCUGAGGCUUCUGAGAGAAGCAGGGAUGGAAAAGAUCAAUUUCUCCGGCGGGGAGCCGUUUCUGCAUGAGCGGGGAGACUUCCUGGGGAGGAUGGUGGAGUUCUGCAAGGCGGAGCUGCAGCUGCCCAGCGUCAGCAUCGUCAGCAACGGCAGCAUGAUUAAAGAGACAUGGUUCCAGAAAUACGGAGACUUUUUGGACAUUCUGGCAAUCUCCUGUGACAGUUUUGAUGAAGAAACCAACCAGAUGAUCGGCAGAUCUCAGGGCAAGAAGAGUCACAUCGAGAACCUCUUCAAGAUCCGCAGAUGGUGUCAGCAGUACAAAGUGGCGUUCAAGAUCAACUCGGUUGUCAACACCUUCAACGUUGACGAAGAUAUGAGCGAACAGAUCAACCAGCUCAAUCCGGUCCGCUGGAAGGUGUUCCAGUGUCUGCUGAUCGAUGGAGAGAACGCUGGAGAGGCGGCGCUGAGGGAGGCGGAGAGGUUCGUCAUCACUGACCAGCAGUUUCAGGACUUCCUGGACCGUCACCAGGCCGUUUCCUGCCUCGUUCCAGAGUCCAACGAGAAGAUGAGGAACUCGUACCUGAUCCUGGAUGAAUAUACUCGUUUCCCCUCCUACAUCCGUGACAGACCAUCGACUCGAGGACGCCAUCACGAGAAAAUGUUUCUGAAGAGAGGCGGGAAAUACGUUUGGAGCAAAGCUGACAUGAAGCUGGACUGGUGAAACAAAUCGGAAACGUCUCGGGUUUUAUGCACUUACUUCACUUUGCAACUUGUAGUUUUUGAAGUGUUACAAUGUUGAGCUGUGAUUUUUGUAAAUGUCUUAAGAUUAAGAUCAUCUUUGAGUGUGUUGUAAUUUGUUUAUAUUGUUGAUGUAAAGUUUAAAUUAAAAUAAGUUUUAUUUUU